GGCUGUCUGUUGGAGUUCGCUGCUGCACUCAUUAGUAGCCAAGCAUGGGCAGAGUGUAGCAUGCCAGCCUCUAAACACUGGGCAACAGCAACGUAGCCAGGAGCUUCUCCACCGCACAGCCGCAUGUCACUACUUUAGGACUUUUCACUUCUUUUUUUCUACAUAUUACCUUUUGGUCCGUGGUUUUACCAUGGAGUUGGGGAAGAUUCAUUUGAAUCUAAAGACAGUACUGCUGACGAUGAUGAUGUUCAAAUGGGGAAUCCUGUGCACAGCCACUUCAGACAAAUGUUUGUCUGCGCCCUGCCAGAACGGAGCCACCUGUGUGGACACCAUGGAUGACUAUGCCUGUCUCUGUGCCAGGGAGGGGGUCCGAUACAUGGGCAAAGACUGUGAUGAGCUCUAUGACGCCUGCUCCUUCGCCCCGUGUGACGACUGCACCAGCACCCCGGGCACGGCAGAAUACCACUGCAUCUGCCCGGACGGAUUCACAGGGGAUAACUGCACUGAGGAGGUGGACGAGUGUCAGAGCAACCCGUGCUCUGAGCCCCGCUCUCUGUGUGUAGACCAGCUGAACGGAUACUUCUGCAGAUGUCCUCCUGGGUACGGAGGAUGGGACUGCAGGACACAUGUGACUGACUGCAUCGAUGAACCCUGCAGCAACAAUGGCACCUGUGUGUUGAGACCACAGGGCUUUGAAUGUCGCUGUGCACCGGGGUUCGAGGGGAAGACCUGUGAGGAAGAUGUGAAUGAGUGUUUGUCAGAGCCCUGUCAGAACGGAGCUAUCUGCAUCCAAGGAGUGGCCGAGUUCCACUGCUUCUGUGUGCCGGGGUUUCAGGGUUAUAACUGUGAGAUCGACAUCAACGAGUGCGCCUCGCGACCCUGUGAGAACAACGCCACCUGCAUCAAUGAGAAGGACCACUAUGAGUGCGAGUGCCUGCUAGGCUUUGCAGGAGUCAACUGUGAGGUGGAAAUCGAUGAGUGUGAGUCCGGCCCCUGCCAAAACGGCGGCACCUGCCACGACCUGGUCAGCACGUACUCGUGCGAGUGUCUGCCCGGCUUCGAUGGCAUCGACUGUGAGCUGGAUGUGGACGAGUGUGCCAGUGAGCCCUGCCAGAACGGAGCCCGCUGCCAUGACAUGGUGAACAGCUAUGAAUGUGACUGCAGCGAUACAGGAUUCCAGGGGGACUACUGCGAAGUGGACAUCCCUGAGUGUGCCUCCGAUCCCUGUCAGCACGGCGCCUCGUGUUCAGAGGGAGUCCGAGGAUACGCCUGCCUCUGCUGGCCAGGUUAUGAAGGACCAAACUGUGAGAUAGAUAUCGAUGAGUGUGGUGAGCAGCCGUGUGAGAACGACGGCGAGUGUUUCGAGCGCUCCGAUCCGUCCCACUGGGAGCUGGACUGGGAGCUCAGCUUUGCAGAUGCAGCUGGAUAUAUCUGCCAGUGUCAGCCAGGCUUUGCAGGAGAGAACUGCUCGGUCAACAUUGACGAGUGUGAGUCUGAACCGUGCCAGAACGGAGCCACUUGUGAGGAUAAGAUCAACGGCUACACCUGUGCAUGUGCUGCUGGAUUUCUAGGUGAGCUGUGUGAAGUCAACAUUGAUGAAUGUGAGAGCCAGCCGUGUCAGAACGGGGGCUGGUGUGAGGACGGCAGGGCAUCCUACACCUGCCACUGCCCUGAGGCCGAGCCAGGUGAACUUCCAUGGGGAGGGGAUAACUGCCAUGUGAAACUCUACGGCUGUGUGGACCAUGAAUGCCAGAACGGUGCCACGUGCCAGGCGUGGCUGGAGGCUGGAGAACACGGCCACACAUGCUUGUGCCCUCAUGGCUUCUAUGAUGAGCAGUGCUCCACCAGAACUACUUUCUCCUUCUCAAGUCCUGGAUUCAUCCACAUCCAGGUUGUUCUAGAAGAAAGGACCCGCAGGGAGGUGGAGCACCGUGGUCACCAUGGUUUCGGAGUACAGCUACGCUUCCGCACGACUAUACACAAUAUGUUGCUCUUCUACAGAGGGGACGUGGACAAUCACCUCAUCUUGGAGAUUGUGAAUGGUGGUCUUCACGCAAAGGCCUUUUCUGAGGAGUCUGAACUGGAUGUAACAUUUCUUGGUUUGGUCAGUGACGGAGACUGGCGGGAUGCUCAUGUGUUUGUAGAUAAUGAAGGCCUGGUUCUGAUUGUGAAAGGUGCUGGCUGUGACAGGGACGGGUGCACAGUCACAGAUGGUGGUGCUGAUGAACCAGCUUUCCAGCCCUCUGAAGCCUUCACUCAGGUGUAUGUAGGUGGAGCACCAGAGCAGCUUUUGGAGUACUCUGAGAGUGGUGCGGGCUUCAUUGGAUGUAUGGAAGACCUGAUGAUCGACUCUAAGCCUAUCCUACCGCAAACGCUUCCAGAAGACCAAGGCCAUGAGCUGGGCUGCAGUAAGACUGAGUGGUGUCAGCCAGACCCCUGCUAUGGACAUGGACGCUGUGUGGACCUGUGGACCAGCUACCAGUGUGACUGCUACCGGCCCUUCCAUAGUGAGCACUGCGCUCAGGAAUUCCCUUCCUGGACAUACAGCCAUGAGGACACAGUGAGCUUCAGUGUCUAUGAUGUAGGUCAGAGCCAUGAGAGCAACUUCAACGUGUCCUUCUUCCUGCGCUCCUUAAAGCCAGACGGGCUGCUGUUCCAGCUCCGGAGAGCCACAGGCGUCUACUUCUCCGUCUACCUGGGGAUGGGGAGGGUUUUUGUCAGCUCUCUGCCCAACAGUGCCCCACUGACAGCUCCGAUAUUUGUGACUACUGGCGAGAAGCAACUUCUACAGGUGGAAGUCCAUCACAGACAGGUGAUCUUUGAGCAUGCAGGACUUCGCUAUGGAAUAGGAGAGAUCCCUGAAGUGGAUGUUAAGAGUGGGGAUCAGGCCUAUGUAGGGGGACUUCCAGGAGACUGGGACUCUGACAUGUGGGGGGGGCAUUACAAAGGUUGCCUGCAGGACCUUCGGUUAGACUCGGUGCAUCUCGAUGUGGAUGCCUGGAACAGCUCGGAUGAGGAGGAAGUGUAUUUACCAAGUGAUGCUGAAAAUGUACAGAAGGGCUGCGUCAGUGAUGACACUUGCAAGAUGAAACCUUGUCAGAAUGGAGGAGAAUGCACCAUCACAUUCAACGAUUUCACGUGCUCUUGUCCAGAGGAAUACACCGGAAAGACCUGCGAAACCCGUGUGUGGUGUGUUAGUGAUCCUUGUGUCAACGGUGGCCAUUGUGUGGACCUUCCUGAUGGAUAUGAAUGUGUGUACAAUGCCACGUUUGAGAACAGCCCUGUGCACUACAGUGCUGCAGGCUCCCUGGCUGAACCUGUCUCUAACAUAUACAUGGAGCUGCGCACUCGUUCAGAGAACGCUGUGCUCCUGAGGGCCUCCUGGGGCUCGGACCUGCUGCUGGUGGGUCUGCUGGACUCCUCAGUCCGGGUGGAGAUCCACAUUGGCAACAGUGUCGAGGCGCUGACCUUUACAGGAGUUCGUCGGGUGGCUGACGGGAGCUGGCAUCGCGUGAACAUCUCAAUGGCUGAGAAGGAGCGCAAAUCCUCUCCCUGGGUCAUCACCGUGGAUGGAAUCACAGACGCCAGCAGCGGGCCAGAGCGCACAGGAAGCCUUGGCUUUCUCAGGGAGAAGGGGGCCAUGCUGGCCAUUGCAGAAAGCUUCACUGGCUGCUUGGGUGCAGUGAGGCUCGGCGGAGUCUACCUGCCUUUUGUCGAUGACUACAAAGCCCCGCAGCCGUCUCAGUUCCACUUAGCUGGAAAAGCAAAGAUUCGUUUGGGUUGUACCAGUGCCCCUGUUUGUGAUUCAGACCCUUGUAUGAAUGGAGCCACCUGUGAAGACCUCUUCAAUAAGUUUGGCUGUAUGUGUGACUCGGGUUGGGAAGGGGAAGUGUGUGAGACAGACAUUGAUGACUGUGUGUCUCAGCCCUGUGUUCAUGGAAGUUGUAAGGACUACUUAGCUGGUUACGAGUGCCACUGCCACCCUGGAUAUGCUGGCCCACUCUGUGAAGAGGAUCUGGACGAGUGUGAGCAUCACGCCUGUGAACAUGGAGGCACCUGCCAGGAUGGCGUCAACAUGUACACCUGUACCUGUCCCAAGGGCUACAGUGGCCCUCUCUGCCAGUGGGACUAUCCUCCGAUCCAGUGUGGUGAAGAUGUGCAGUGUGAAAAUGAUGCCAUCUGCAAUGACGGGCUGUGGGGAGCUAACUGUACGUGUAUGCCAGGCUUUACAGGCAGCAGGUGUGAACUGGAGAUUGAUGAGUGCGAGUCUAACCCCUGUCGAAAUGGGGGUUCCUGUUUGGAUCGGUUCAACAUGUUUGUGUGUGAAUGCCCGCCCGGUUACAGCGGUCCAAUCUGUGACACUAACAAACAGGCCCAGAAACGAGGCAUCCCCUGGCUGCUGGUGGCCAUCCCGCUGCUCUGCUUCUGCGUACUGAUCCUCACCAUCGGCCUGGCCUUCAUGGUGCUCACAGCCAGGAAGAAGCGCCAGUCGGAGGGCGCAUACAGCCCCAGUGCUCAGGAGGUGGCGGGAGCUCGGCUGGAGAUGGACAGUAUGCUCAAAGUGCCACCAGAGGAAAGACUCAUCUGACACAGAGGCCAAGCAUGCUGGGAAACUUUUAGAUCCUCCACCGAGGGCAUGUGUUGUCUGGUGGUGCCAGGUACUGAGCCGGUCUGCUGCUCUGUGUGGCGCUGCAUUAACUCUGUAGGGGCUGUGUUUCUGAGGACACAGCCCCGAGUACCGUACACACUGUAGUUUGUCUAUGGCAGGUCCUUCAUCUGUGUUUAUAGUCCCAACUAGUGCAGACAGGACAGUUUCCGGGCUUUCUUUCAGGAAGCAUGACACAGUGAAGCUACGAGCACUCACACGCUGUGGAAAGCAUUGUCAGUAGAUGUUAGGGCCGAGCAGCACCCAGCAGUCAGUAACGCUGGACGUCCUCUAUUGGCCACUACAUGCUGCUCUAGAAAAACUCUCAGCCUCUAUUGGAGUGGUUGGGAAAAUGCUCCAACCUCUCUAUUACAACAAAGGAAAACAAUUGCUUUUUCCAGAAUUACUUGUAAAGUGGGUCUUGGUGGUGAUUUAUUUUUUUUUACUAAAAAUGCUCCACUUAAAAGACAAGAUAGUUUAAAUAGAGGCUUAAUUAUGAGUGGGUUUGUUGAAUUAGGGGUGUUUCCAUCCACCUGUUUUCAUAGCAGGUUUAAUUUGUGCACAAAAGAAAACAAAUGUGAGUGGAAAUGACCUCAUACAUGAAGCAUGUCACUGAAGAGGCUGGGAGCUUCCUGUAACUCUUUUCUCCAUGCUUCUUGUUUGAGCUUUAACUGGAGCUCUUUUAAUUCACCAUCAUCAUUCUGUUGUGUCCUCUUCUGCUGAAAUGGUUUCAUGGCUCCACCAGCUGAUAUUCACAGAUUGGGGGUUGGUUGCAGCUUGCUCCUCCAGCUUCCGCUAAACAUACAAGCUUGCAUAGUUUUUACAAAGUACUAGAGAGUAGGAUUAAGAUUGCAUAAAGGAUUCCCAAACAGUUUACCAGGAGACUACAGACUGCAUCAGAUUGUAGGAUUGGAGAGUGCAGUUUCAUAUUGCUUGAAACUCAGACACACAAGAGGACUUCUACACUUUUCUCAGCAGUAAAACUGGCGCUGUCACACUGCACCUUCGGCCUCCUGUCAAUGCCCGGUUGCUGUUGAACACACAUCCUGCUCAACCUUCAAUUUAGUUGAGUUUUGUCUGUCCAACCCUGGCCACAUAUCAGCGUAGUGAUGGCCUUGCCCUGCACAAUUUUGCACUCGUACUUUGUGUGUGAACGCAGGGCGAGGCUCUGGCACUUUGUGGUUCCACUGACUGACACACACAUCACAGAGAUGUUAACAACAGUUAAGAAAUCAACUCUCUGCUAAAGUCACUCAUUGGCGUGUCCAGACUUUGACUGCACCGAUUCAUGCAGGGCUGGCAUGAAGUGUGUGUACACACACACACACACACACACACACACACACACACAACACACACACACACACACAAACAGAUAGCAUUACAUACAUUCCUGUGUUUAAAAGUGUAAUGUAUGGGGUGGCCAAUCAGAUUUCACGACUCUGAUGGCAGAACAGUUUGAAGCAGUUUUGUCACAAAAAGUCGCCUCAGAGCACCAGGAAAUGUACAGCACCUUAAAAAGUCCCUGCACCCAGCGGCUCACCCUGAGCGCUACAGGACCACUCGGUGGUCGUAGUCAGGAGCCACACGGCCAGUUUGACUCCUGACGUAGGGCCAGCUGGUCCCUGAUGCUUGGAUCCACCUCACUGUCUCUCACUGCAUGCGCCCUAGUGUUUAAAUGCAUCGUUUGACAAAGUCAAAAGGAAGUUGUGGAACUGGUCAAUCUGGAGUCUGUACCCUGCACACACAGCAGGCUACACAGGGCAGCUUCAGUACUCUAGUGCUAAAAUAUUAAAGUUACUAAAGUUGUUUCAUCUUCAUUUAGGAAUAUGCACCAUGUGGAUACACAAUAAGACAGAUAUUGUGUAAAUUGAUUGUUAAUAAAUGACCAAAACCCAGUUGCCAUGUAGUGAACCUGAGACUGUUGGGGGUCUGGGAUAAUCCAUCCUUGUCUGGAGGCUGUGCUCCAGAGGUGGUGUGUAAAGUGACCAACAGUGUCACAUAUCAUACUGGAUCAGGUGGACAAAUACCAGAAUUCCCUCAGACGGUCUGGGUAAGCUUUAGAAUAAAGCUCCCUUUAUAAAUGGAAGAACAUGACGUGACCCUUGACCCCUAAAGUAGCACUAGGACUCUACAGCACAUACUCCCUACUGCACUCCUCAGACACUUUGGUAGACUCGAGAAAAUGUGUGUUUGAAAGAGGACUGCUGUCCAGGGUAUAAAACCCAUACAGAAACAACAUUAUUUUCAUUUUGUUUUGUUCCUGAUCUCAGAGUGUACACAGCCUGGUCCUGUGUCACCGCUGUACAGUUUGUAUAUUUAUUCUCUGAAGUUUUAGCGUCGGCUCAUGUUUCAGUAGCAAUGUGUGUUUAUAUCAAUGCAGAAUAUAUUAAAGCCAGGUUUGAUGAUAUGAACAUCUCAAUAUGUAGGCGACAUUGUUAGGAUCUAAGGUUGAAAUAUUGCACCAAAAUAAGUAAUGAAAGGAAUAAACAGACCCAUGGAAACAGAGAUGUGCAUGUCAGUAUUUAGUACACAGUCAGGUGUUGGCUGCACGUUCUGUCAGGAUGUUCACAUUAUACACAUGUAAUAAAGUCAAACUGGUUCUGAAGUGUCCUGAUUAUCCACCGUGUGUUCACAGUCUGCAGUGUAUCCCAGCAUGCAUUAGGCCAGAGGACAGAUGUCCUGUAGUGUUCAGACUGUGAGGGGGAAGUAAAAAAUAUUUUCUUCUGUUCUGUUGUGUUUUAGAAAUAUGAGCACCAUUUAAAAGACAAUGCUUUGGAAUUUGCAGAAACUAUUAUACAUGUUUUCUAGACAACAGGAACUAGAAAGGGGAAUGAAAAUAAACUAGAAGAACGUGUUUUAACAAUGUCUUAACUUCCUCAAAAAAAUGUAUUUGCCAAAAAGUCUUCAAAAAUGAUUUCACUUUUCACAAAAUUUACACUUUUUGGAAAGUCUACAUUUUCCAAAAAUAUCUUAACUUUCCCAAAAUAACUUCACUUUACAAAAAUGUCUUAAGUUUCCAAAAAAAGAUGUCACAUUCCGAAAUAUGACUUAACUUUACAAAAACAAUUACUUUGCUUUCCAAAAAUGCCCUUAUUUUCAUUAAUUACUUUAUUUUUGAAAAAAAAAGUCUUAACUUUGCCAAAAUGACUUUGAAAUAUGUGUUUUCACUUUCCAUUUUCACUUUCUAAAAAUGAUCUCACACCCAAAAACAUUUACUUUUCCAUUAAAAACAACAACUUCUCUUACAAAAGAACUGAGGCCAUGUUCUAUGAGAAACAGUGAACCAGUCACCACGGUAACAUGAGCCUCAAACAGCACUUCUAAAAACCUUUCUGUCAUUCCCGUCUUCGGAGGAGGAGAGUUUUUCAUUCCAGGCUCUGCUGCUGAGCGACUCCUGUCUUUCCAUGUAUAGUAAUAUGCAUAGAAUAGUCAGAGGCCAGAGGAAUGAACAUGAAGACAGAGAACCAGAUCCCAGAUUAAAUAAACAUUUGUAUCAGAUAUCACUUUUUAAUACUUCACCACACCAAAUGUUCUUGCAUUCCAUAUUUGUUUUACAUUUUCCAACCUUCAUGCUGUAACAGUGUUGAUUAUUAACCUGAGCAAGAGCAAAAUGUGUGAAAAUAAACCUUUACAUGUAAAAGUG
Molecule: messenger RNA, 8291 nt
Organism: Perca fluviatilis (European perch)
Lineage: Eukaryota; Metazoa; Chordata; Actinopteri; Perciformes; Percidae
Gene: crb2a
Product: crumbs cell polarity complex component 2a
Exons: 13
Coding region: 191-4588 (1465 amino acids)
Biological process (GO): axon guidance
Molecular function (GO): calcium ion binding
Source: RefSeq, a predicted model, not a curated record